This is a messenger RNA of Juglans microcarpa x Juglans regia, 558 nucleotides long. RefSeq lists its product as uncharacterized. Gene Ontology annotation, molecular function: nucleic acid binding. The transcript has a single exon. The record is from RefSeq and is a predicted model, not a curated record. The coding region runs from base 1 to 558 and encodes 185 amino acids. NCBI's taxonomy places the organism in Eukaryota, Viridiplantae, Streptophyta, Magnoliopsida, Fagales, Juglandaceae.
AUGAACAAAUGGCUAGUGGGAUACCUUCGAUACUUUACCAAUGACAGACCCAAAGACUGGGCCAGAUGGCUAGCCUUAGCUGAAUGGUCAUACAAUACCUUGGAGCAUUCUUCAACAGGGUUUAGUCCAUUCGAAGUUGUUUAUAGGCAGCCACCACCUCGGCUCCUCCCUUAUGAGCCUGGAUCUACGGCAUUGCAAGUGGUUGAAGAAGAAAUGAGAAGCCAAGACUUCAUUCUUGCUCUGGUAAGAGAAAAUCUACAAGAAGCUCAAACAAGGAUAAAGCGUUAUGCCUAUAAGAAAAGAACAGAAAGAGAAUACGAUGUAGGUGAUUGGGUCUAUUUGAGGUUAAGACCAUAUAGGCAAAUGACUGUUGCCGUAAGGAGAAACUUGAAGAUUUCCCUAAGAUACUUCGAACCCUUCCAGAUCACUCAAAAGAUUGGAAAAGUCGCAUAUAGGCUAGAUUUACCCAAGGAAUCCAAGAUCUACCUGGUGUUUCACAUCUCCUGCCUUAAAAAGAAGCUCGUAAACUUUCCUCAGUUAUGGAAUAUGUCACUUUAG